Triticum urartu is the source of this 664-nucleotide messenger RNA. Lineage: Eukaryota; Viridiplantae; Streptophyta; Magnoliopsida; Poales; Poaceae. The record is from RefSeq and is a predicted model, not a curated record.
AGGAGGAGGAAGAACCCUAGCUACCCCGCCCCCACCUCGUCGCGUCCCCUCUCCCACUCUCUCGCCGUCGCCGCCUUCUCCCCCUCCCCCUCCCCCUCCGGUCUCCGUCCGCCAGGCAGCCCCCCUCCCUUCCCCCUCCGCGCUCCAGGAUUUCCGGCCGGGAGCAGCAACGGUAGCCGCCGUCCCAAUCGAGCGGGAGAGAGGGGAUCAGGACAUCGGGAGGAGGAGGAAGAGCUAGGUCCUCGAGCGAGGCACCGCAGAGGGAGGAGAGGGGAAGAAGAUGGUUUCGCUGUCGACGUGGUUCCGCUACGCCGCCCACAAGUUCGAGUACUCCAUCUCCCUCUCCUGGAAGAAGUACACCGUCGGGCAGAUCAACAGCACUGAGAUGACUGAUGCUAUCUGGAAGAGCUUCUUCCAGGGCAAGCUCACCUUCCCGCAGUGGAUCAAAGGGGGGGAAGCCAUGGCCCCCGUCGUGGCUCCGACAGGAGGAACUGUCCUCGUCAGAAAGCUCGCCACUUUAUCCCCAAAAGAACUCUUUGUUGGGGACAUCGUCUUGUUGAAGGACCCAGAGAAAUCCGAUGAUUUAAUUGUCCGACGACUGGCUGCAGUGCAAGGAAUAAGUAUAUCCCUCUGUUUCGAAUUAUUAGUGUUCUACUUUUUCUGA